UGCUUCAGACACCUGAGCAGGGAUUGAAGAGUUCACACAUAGGGACGGCCCCACUGUCUGUGGGUUUCCCUGUCCUGGGAAUCCAGGAAGAGGAGCUAGAGAGAGAGAGAGCAAGAGGGUGCUGAGUGCUAUUUUGCUUUAUACUUCAUUUUGAUUAACCAACAUUGUGGAACACUCCGAGAUGUUUUUCAGACUCCCAAGACUGACGCCUGGAUACAUCAGGCUGCUGCAGACCCAGGCCUACCAUAAUGUGGCCAUGAGUCCUCCAGCUGAGAAGACCAUGCCAGGCAUGGCCAUGCUGCUGGGGGCCCUGGGGAUCGGGAUGUGUGGCUACAGCUCCAGGCAGUUGGCCCUCCACCACAGGCCCUCUGCUCGGGUGCUGCAGUUAGUCGGCACACACACUGAUGCCAGCAUGGUGGGCACGGCUGCCCAUAGGAACCCAUUCCAGGAUGUUACUCGCCGGGCUGGUGCCUACCAGGAGAUCCCCCCCCCCUCCUUCGUCGGCCUGAAAGUCCCAGUGAAAUAACCUGUGCUGGCUUGGAUGAAGAUUGGCUGACAGCACGGGUUGAGUUUGAGUAACUACACUUAACACAGGUCCGAGAUUGCAGCUAUGCUGGCCCACUGAAGUGAGGCCCAUGUGCUCUCUUGUGUAGUGCAAGUGUGGAUAUUUGACCGACUUCAACCUUUCUUGUCAGGAAGUUGGAUGUCUUGUAUGACACGUAAAAAAAUAGAUCAAACGCUAACAGAUAAACACACAACAAAUAAAUGAAUAAAUUAGACACAAAUGUUAGCAGCUGCAAUGCACUAUGAGGUAUGUACAUGACUAUUAUAAAUAGUUGGAUGAGUACGCUAUAAUGCUGGAACUUCCCAAAGACUGUAGCUGAAUGUAUUGAAGGAGCUAAGAUGUUCAAUUUGGAGACAUUAUGUGUCUUUCCAAGACAUGGCGUAAAAAGGAAUUGACGCUUGGCAGUGCCCUUCUGCACACAGAUGGUUGGCAAUUCUCUGUCUCUCUGUACACCCGCUUUCCACCCCUUUCCCUGCCAGCCAUGUUCAAGUGCUCGAACAGCCCGUCUUUGCCCAUGACUUCAAUUGAUUUUCCUCUGAGGAGAAGCAGGUGCCAUUUAUCAACAAGCAUUGGCGUUUGCUGGCACAGUCUGGCUUCAACUGUCAAUCAAAUCUAUAGAAAGAAACAGAACAGCUUUGAAUCACCAGUGACUGGUUCUUUCCGUUGUUGAGUGAAGUUAUUUUCUCUUUGAGGGUGGUCAGAGCAUUGAAAGAAUAAUAGAGAUUGGCAGGACAGGUUUGUAGAAUUUAACAGUUCUUGUAACAGAAGAAUGUCAAGUAUAUUUUCCAUCCAAACCUGAGUCAUGUAAACAACUCUUCAACACCCCUUGAUAGAUUACGAAUUCAAAUUUACCGUGCUGAGUCACAGCAGGGGUCAGGCCAGCAAAGGUAAAAUGGCGAUUCCUUGUGGAUAAGCGUGUGUCCUCUGUGGAGAUUACCCCAGGUGGGAAAUCACUCCUGGCAAACAUAAUCAAACGCUUAAUCCGGUAUUAGAGACAAAGACCUGUGAGUCGUAGGCCUUCAGUCCCUGUGCAUCCUAACUUUGCACCAUUCCCCCUGCAGUGUCCACCAUUCAUCCCACUGUCAUAGAUGGAUUUAUAGAUCAUGCGAUUGGUGUUUUGUUAACACCAAAACUGUAGCCUGCAAAAAAGGGACUUGGGAUGUGGCGAGACGUUGAGUGUGGUUGAGAAUGUGUGCCGUGCCUUGAGGAUAGCACAGGGUUAUCUGUCCUGAAUAAAGAAAAGGAGCAGCAUAGAGAAUAAAAACGAGGAUCCACAAAGACCAAAUGGAAUGAGUCAGAGGUACUCUUUCAGGAAUAUUCUGAAAGUGGUGAAAAAGCAGAAUGGCGAGAAAGUUGUGUGUUUCGUCACUUAAGGGUCGGCCAGACCUCGAAAUCCUUCAUUGCUGAAGAGUUGUCUCCAUCCUUCUGCCAAAUUGGAUUGUCAGCUAGUUGUAGGAGGUUGCAAGUUGUUAGAGCCCUGAUAGUGGCCCUCCAGAAUGCUCAAGCAGUAGGUCACCAACAAAAUCAUCGUAAUCCACUCAGCAAGGGCGGCUAAUGGCUCCAACUGGCAUCAGGCACAAAGCAAUUGGUCACCCUUCUCUGGACAGAGACUGACACCGAUAAAUAAUCUCAUGAUGGGGUUGUGAUGGGCUUAGAAACAACAGGAUGCUCUGAGUCAUGGAGGAUAA
This is a messenger RNA of Labrus mixtus (cuckoo wrasse), 2253 nucleotides long. RefSeq lists its product as uncharacterized. The transcript has 2 exons. The record is from RefSeq and is a predicted model, not a curated record. Lineage: Eukaryota; Metazoa; Chordata; Actinopteri; Labriformes; Labridae. Bases 182 to 526 code for a protein of 114 amino acids.